Messenger RNA from Alternaria burnsii, 507 nucleotides. RefSeq lists its product as uncharacterized. The transcript has 2 exons. NCBI's taxonomy places the organism in Eukaryota, Fungi, Ascomycota, Dothideomycetes, Pleosporales, Pleosporaceae. Bases 1 to 507 code for a protein of 168 amino acids. The record is from RefSeq and is a predicted model, not a curated record.
AUGUGCUGGUUUACCCUAACACCAGCCAAAGGGGGAAAGCAACAUCGCCCUUCUACAGACUCUUCAUGUGUGGAGGAACUCGUUCGCGUCCAUCGUAGUCCAGCAUCGCCGCGUUUCAGCGACGUUCGCGUCAAGGUGCCUAACAUAACCCUCGAGGUGGAUGAAAAGGGCGACAUCCGCAUUUGCACCCACUGCACAUGCAUCCAAUUCACGGCCAUCAUCACCACCACGACCUUAGUAUGUCCGACAUUACAGAAGUUCGCCUUCGAGGCCCAGGCAGACAACGCACUAUUUCAGCCCCUUGUCCCCCACCACCAACCCGCGAGCCAUCUCGUUGCCCGCCAGCUUCUCGCCCUCGCCCUCGUCAACCCACCUACCAUACCCAAAUCGUUGAGCCGACAACAAGUACAACAACAGUCCGAGAAAGCACCCGCGCCGCUCUCCGCAGCGUCCAACAAGAGCGAACGCGAGGUGCCUUACGCAGAGUUGCCGGUUACGAAGUCCUAG